Messenger RNA from Penicillium manginii, 1965 nucleotides. Its product is annotated as transcription factor domain-containing protein. Bases 1 to 1965 code for a protein of 654 amino acids. The record is from RefSeq and is a predicted model, not a curated record. Gene Ontology annotation, molecular function: DNA binding; zinc ion binding. Gene Ontology annotation, biological process: DNA-templated transcription. The transcript has 4 exons. NCBI's taxonomy places the organism in Eukaryota, Fungi, Ascomycota, Eurotiomycetes, Eurotiales, Aspergillaceae.
AUGGAGCUCACCUGGCUGGCUAAUACUCCCCAGUCGCGAAGUAGGACACGCGCUCCGCGAGCCUGUCCCGCAUGCCAGCGACGGAAGAAACGGUGUCGACAUCUUACUCUCGGCAUAGAACCCACGGAAGAAGCGGGUCAACCGCCGCGCAAAAUCAAAGCGCAGGCAUCGAAUGCCGUUGGCGAUGGCGAUGAUUUCGAGCGACGUCCUCGAAGGAGAACAGCUUCUGCAGAUCCAGUAUUGCCGUCCCACUCCUUCCACAGUACCGAACGGUUUGUGGGUGAUCUAAACCCUGAGGCUGUCAUUCGAGAAAGAUUCGACGCGCCCACUGACAGCCCUCUCCGGGAUCGGGUUGGUUUAUGGAUCAAUUCUUCCACGACGCAAAAUGAGAUUGAGCCUGAUAAAAGCCAACCCACUGAUACAGGCACAAACUCUCUCCCGGCCUUGCCUGAACCACCAACAGGAGCUCUCGAGAGCCAAACGAUCAGCUCUAUCUUGCACCAAAGAUAUGUAUCUGCAAUGCAAGCUUGCCACGAGCUUCCCAAAACGACGCGAGAGAAUCUGACUACGAUAUUCAUCGAGAAGAUCCACCUUCUCAUCCCCGUGCUAGAUCUCGAAGAACUGAAGGAGACUCAAGCAAACGGCUCCGCAUCUACAUUCCUAGAUCGAGCCAUCUUUUUAUCCACCCGCCAAUUCUGCUCAGAGCUCUACAAAGGCCUCGUCACAGCAAUGGAAGCAGAACUGGAGCCGGACCGCCUGACGCGGAUUCGCGUAUGGGCCUUGAUGUCUUUACACUGCGAAGGACACGAAGGAGCCGAAGCCGCAUCUCUGCACCUAUGCCAGGCAAUCCACCAGGCUCAAACGGUAGGUUUGCAUCUUGACCGGCCGGGCCGAACAUCUGCAGACCCCCUCCCAAGACUAUUCUGGUGUCUGUGGACGCUGGAUAAGAUGCAUGCGAGUAUCGGUGGUCGUCCAGUUCUCCUAGCCGACCGCGAUAUCGGGGUUACGAAACCUGAUUCACGAGUUGCAGGGACGCGAGGCGCUUUUGCGGUCUGGCUGGCUGUUUCAGAAUUGCUCGCAACGGUUAUAUCAUUUUACCGCCCCUCUGCUGGGGUUACGAGCGGGUGGGAAGAAGGAUUCCCUGCGUUUGAGGAUAUUGUGGAGGAGCAUACGAAUGGAGAAGUAGACUUUGCUACUCUCGGCUUAUUAGAACUAUACUAUCACUGCGUCGCCAUCCUAUCCUGCCGCUACAAAUUGACAGAAAGCCUCGAUGGAACCCGAAUAUCAUCAAUCCGACAAGGCCUAGCAGCCGUGCGAAUCUAUUCCAUCGUCGCCGUGGAAUGCGACAAUCAACUUCCGCCUCAUCCGAUCGUGCCAUACGCCAUUUCCCUCUCUAUGGGAGUUUCAUAUCGACAGCUUCGCUCAAGCAAACUGAUUACCCACUUUAAUCGAGCAAAGGCUAGUCUCGAGUCCUGCUGCUCUCUACUUGAAAAGAUUAGCCCACAAUGGUAUUCUGCAGAGGCCAUGGCGCGACUGGGGCGAAAAGCCUUGCACCAGAUGGACUUGAACCCUGAGCACCGCCGACCUCAGCCUGCAGAAGCACCGUUGCCGCGCUUGUCUACAGUCCGUGCCGCCCCCGCGCAGGAGCCAGAGCUAGAGCCGCCCGGACUCGCACUCCCCACGAACACGAAUGCAACUGCGUUGGCCUUAGCCCCAGGGACGAUCGAUAUGGUAUCGGGAAUGCCAACUGCGGCCCCUGAGUGCGAGGGCCCAGGGUCGCUGAAAACACCGCUAGAGAGUGCGAGUGCUAGUGCGCUCCCAUCGAUGCAAGACCUUGAUACUGAAGCCCCGACGCAUGGGUUUGCAGACAUUGACAUGCUCUUUGGUGAGUUCCUGGAUCUCUCACUCCCGACGAACUUCUGGGACCCCGUCUUCGCCGAGGAAGACCAGCAGCACGGUACCUAA